Molecule: messenger RNA, 2321 nt
Organism: Sitodiplosis mosellana (orange wheat blossom midge)
Lineage: Eukaryota; Metazoa; Arthropoda; Insecta; Diptera; Cecidomyiidae
Product: protein FAM76A
Exons: 5
Coding region: 75-1079 (334 amino acids)
Source: RefSeq, a predicted model, not a curated record
AAACGUGUGCAUAGAACGUAUAGAUAGAACCAUAGAGAAAUAGAUAAAAGAGCGAAGAAACAACGAAACGGACAAUGAGUUCACAAGUGGUUUUGUUCGCCUGCUCCAAAUGCUUUUCGAGGCAUCCAUUCGAAGAGUUGUCGACUGGUCAGCAAUUAUGCAAGGAUUGCCGAGGUUCUUUUCCCACACUUAAAUGUACAUAUUGCCGAUCGGAAUUCCAACAGAGCAACAAAAGCAGCACGUCCACCAUUUGCAAGAAGUGUGAAUAUAAUGUGAAACAGUAUGGAAAACCGUCAGCAUGCGAAUAUUGCAACAUAAUAGCGGCUUUCAUUGGAACCAAGUGCCAAAGGUGUACAAACUCAGAGUUAAAAUAUGGCCCAGCUGUAACGUGUGACCAAUGUAAACAACGGUGUGCAUUUGAUAGACAUGAUGAAAAUAAAAAGAUUGAUGGAAAGCUAUUGUGCUGGCUAUGUACAUUAUCAUUUAAACGUGCCCUAGCCAAGGCGCGUCAGGUUGAAACGGAUAAUCGAUUAACCAAAAAGCGUCCAAGCACGGACAAGCAACCGGUACCGCAAGGGAACCAGCAACAGCAACAAAUCAAAGAGAAUCACAAGAAAAUCCAACGAACCGAUUCAUCGAAGCAAGUGUUGCCGGAAAUACCGGAGAAAAUUCCACGAAACAGCGGCGUAUCCAUCGAUCCAAAUAGUUCGGAUCAUGUGGUGGCGAUGACACAGUUGAAAGAGCAAAUAGCCAGCCUACAGAAGCGAUUGGCGCAAAAAGAUCGCGAUCUGUUAGCCAAAGACAAACUAAUGACCGAAUUAAAGAGUAAAAAUUUCACCAGUGAAAAUGAGAUGCGCAACAAAAUGAAGGAGACGGAAAAGUUUUAUGAAGCUAAAAUUGAUGUUCUAAAUAAGAAAUUGUCGUCGUUAUUGAAGGAAGUAGCACAAUUAUCGAAAAAUACGAAAAAAAGUGCGGUGACAACGGCGAGCAGUGCAAACAACACGGUGGCCGCGGUCAAAGAGAACAGUGGCAGCGGUUCGGCGUCUGGCUCCGGCACCGAUAGUCCAACGACAAAUUAGUGUGACUCUAUGUAUUUCCUUCUACUUCGUUUUUUUUUUAUCUCUCGAUUUACUUUCUUUUUUUUUUCUUAAUUUUUUUUCCUCCUUCGAUGGUUUAUAUAUAUAAGAAACUCAGAAACUUUUAGUUUUGCUCUAAAUUUACACAAAAAAAAACUUGAAAAAAAAAAUUAUAUUUCAAAAUGUUCAGACGAUAUUUUACAAGCAAUUGAAAGCAUUCAAAUGAAAUUACCAAUUUAAAACAAAUAAAAAAAAAGAAUGAAAAUGAAAUGACAAGCAACAAAAGAAAUCUUCAUUGACCAUUUAAUAUUUUCUGAGACCUGCUGUUGUGUAUUGUCAAUAUCAAUUGAAUGUUUUUACAUGUUAAAUUAUAAAAUGCAAAACAUUUUUUUUUCUAUUGUGCGUCAAAAUCAUUAUCAAUACAAAAAAAAACGUAAUUCAAUGUCAAUGUUAUCACUCACAACACACAUACACAACAACUCACUCAACACGAAUUGUGUCUCUGGAAAUAAAUCAGUUCACAAAACUUACUCAUUUCUAUAAAACUGGAACAAUCAUUUCAAAAUUAUUCGCAUGCAAAACAAACAAAAAAAAACAGAACGAAAAACAUUUGUUUUUUUUCUAUAUAUAUAAAUAUGUAAUUGUAUUUUUUUUUAAAAAACUUUCGUAAACAUAAGAGACCACAUCAACAAACCACAUUGGCGAAAUUGCCCAUAAUUUCUGUUUCAAAACGCUUAGAUCAAACAAUUGAAAUAGUAUAAAAGAAGAAAAACUCAAAAGAAAUUUCUUUCGUUCCAACGAUUGAAUCUUUCAAAUCUGUUCCACAGAGAAAAAAAAAACAUUUUUUUUAUUGUUCCAAUGAACCAACGAACAAAACAUCAUUUCCUAUGAAAAUUUUCCUGCGCAAUUUUUCGUUUUCGGUUUUGAUUUUCAUUCGUUUUUUUUUCUUCAUUUUUUCUCUUCUUUUUCUUCAUACAGGUUCGAUAUUGUUGUGCUCAAAAUAAACACAGCAAUUUCGCACUUUUCCCUUUUAGUAGCAAUUACAAUCUAGAAUAAUUUUUGAGAAAAAACAAAACAAAAGAAAAACCUACAAAAAAAACCAGCGGUCCUAAACAAAAAUCACCGUUCAAAAUGAAGUGAAUAUUUUUUUCCCGUUCUUUAAGUAAAAAAAAUAGUUCUUAUAAAAAAAAUUAAUGUAUUAUUCUCAUAAAUAAAAACAACAUUUUAAAAAUUAAUUGCAUUUCA